This is a messenger RNA of Pelobates cultripes (western spadefoot toad), 41066 nucleotides long. Lineage: Eukaryota; Metazoa; Chordata; Amphibia; Anura; Pelobatidae. The record is from the annotation of a GenBank genome assembly.
GUUCCCCUUUUAUAUCGUAAGAGAAAUCCAGAACUAGGUAUGAGCAGAGCAGGGUCCAAGAGCACGUCCCGACUCCAGGACAAUGUUCCAUCCAAGCUACUCCAACCCCAUGAAAACCAGAAGUUGUUCCAGCUACUGGGGAGAAAGUGUCUGGUGAGAGUGGGGGGUACAAAGAUGUCUCAGGAACCCUUAUAUCAGAGUAUUUGUAUCUCUUUACAGAGCAUUGUAAUUCACUGCCAGUCCGUAAAAGGAGGUUAUUGGAGGGCCCCCACCAUGCCUACGUGUUAGUAGAGAUGCACAAAGCUGAUCUCUCAUUAGCCUGUGUGUCAGCGUGACUCCAAACAUAAUGUAAGCGAUGUGUGGCCAGGCCAAGGUGGCAUGGGAAAGGGGUGAGAGGAUAUAUUUAAAUGGGGGAGCACACAGAUAGUUGGGUAUGGGGGGGAGAUGGUUAUGAAACACAGGAGUUCAGGGGAGAUGGAUUUAGUUGAUUAGCAGGGGUUCAAAGUGUUAGAAACACAAGAGGUUGAGUGCAGGGGAGAGGGGUAUAGAGGUGCAGGGAGGGUACAUUAUGUUGGGGAAGCGUGGGAAUUUGGGUUCCGGGAAAGGAGUAAAUUGAGCACAAACAAAGUUGGGUGGGCCAGAGGUGUAUAGAGGUGUGUAAAGGCUAGUGUUUGGGAGUAUAUGAAGAUGGAAAAGGUAGUGGGGUACAUAAUGUUGUGCAGCGACUAUACAAACCAAAGUUAACCAAAUAAAUACUAGUAAAGUUACCUAAAAAACACUACAGGGGAUAAUAUGAUGUGUUAAUCUUUCUAAAUGUUCUUUUGGAAAAUGCCCAGCCUGGACAGACCAUUCCAGUCCAAAUUCCUAUUAAUAGUAAAACACAGUCAAAUAACCCUUCCAGGAUGGAGAAUUUUUGACACUUUAAGUGCACCCAUACGAAACAUAUCCCGUUAUUUUAAAGGACAUGUUUCUUCUGAUACCAUAUAUGUAUACUAGUUAUCAUCCUAUUAUCUAAAUAGUUUUGCUCAUAAUAACUUCUACACAAUUAGUGCAAAAAAGGAAAUUAAUGCUAAUCAGAUUCAGUUAUGUGUAGGAUUGCAAUGCAUUUUUUGGAAGCUUUGGGACAAAUAUUGCAAGCAGUGAAUUUCGGUUUUAAAACUAAACCUUUGCCAAAUUAGCCAUGCUGGCAAUGCAGCUUUAAAAGUGAAUCCAAUAAGUAUAUAUAUUUGUAGGAAGUAGACACAUUGCAUAUUCAUCUGUGUUUUCACACAACCAAUUAAUCACCAAGCCAGAGCUGCUCUAUUCCACCACUGGCGACAAGUACAGCAGUACCCCAAAUGAAGAUCUGUGCCAGCUUUGGGGCGAUUAAUCACUUCGUAUUAUAAACGGGCUCUGUUUUGACAAGCAUUUGAUUAGACACCGGUUUAGAGCGGUUUAGGUGCAUCCAUUAGGGGAGGGGAAAACGCUUAUUAGUGUCACCAUAGGGAGUCUGGGGGGGGGGGAGGUACUGCUUGCAAGGGAGAAGCUCAUUACAUCUGUGGCUAGUGCACUGACGACAGAUGUAUUUUUUUUGCACAGAAUUGAUAUUAGACAUCUAAGCUGCCUAAGUCACGCGUUCAACUUGCCCCUGAUACACAAGUGAAGAUUACUCUGACUGUGCAGGGUUUUCAAUGCCCCACCUAUAGAAGGUCCACCUAUAGGUCUAAAAUUGCUUUUAUUAUCAGUAAUGCUUCAACGUGUGAUGUAAGACGCAAAGGGGCUGAGUGUUACGAGGUUCGCUGGUGAACGAGCAUACCUUUAGCUGUUCCAGAUUGACAGUGCAGAGAAAGGAAAAAGUGCAGAGAGAGUCCUGCAAACAGUCCAACCCUCAUGUAACAAAACUGGGGCAUUGGAAGCAGAUGAGAGAUUAGGAGACCCAAGAGGAAGGAGCUCAGAAGUGCCGAGACACACAGACCUUUAAGGUUAAGCGCCACAUGGAAGGAAAGAGGUACACUACAAAGAGGGCUCGGAAUCCACAGAGAACUGGCUGGUGCACCAUGGCUGCAGCAAAAUAAAUGGAGACUCUUACACAGUGGUUCCCAAACUUUUUGGGUAUAAGGCACCCUUAAUAUUUCAAUAUUUUUCCAAGGCGCCCCAAGUUAAAAUAAUUUCCUAAGUUGUAUAUGUGUACAGCGCAGUGGCAUAUACUGGGCCCAUGUUUGGCAGAAAUGCUUGCCAUUCAAGCGCAGAUACAGAACCUAAUCUUGGGAGGGGCACUGACAGAUUAUGAAACAGUCCAGGCACAAAAAACACUACAGCAUGUUGUAGUGGUUAUGGUGCCUGUAGUGCCCUCCCAGAGUAAGCAGUCAGAACAGUUUGACAACUUACCUGGGAUUUGCCAGGAUAGGGGCUGUAGAAUUAGAUAGGGGCAGUAGUGUCUGAUGAAUGCAAUAUGUGUGUGUGUGUGUGUGUGUGGGAUGCACACUGUGUGUGAGGGGUUCAAUGUGUGCGCGGGGAGCAUUGUUUGUGAAGGAUGCUGUAUGUGUGCGUGUGUAUGUGGGGCAGUUUGGGCAUGAGGGGUACAUUGUGUGUGGGGGCAGGUUGUGUGAGGUGGACAGUGUGUGGGGCAGGUUGUGUUUGAGGGGUACAGUAUGUGUGUGAGGUGGACAGUGUGUGGGGGGGCAGGUUGUGUGAGGGGUACAGUAUGUGUGUGGGGGAGCAGGUUGUGUGAGGUGGACAGUGUGUGGGGGGCAGUUUGUGUGUAUGGGGGGAGGUAUUGUUGGUCUGUGGGGGUAGGAGGGCAGAUAAAUAUAUACUUUUUUUUAUUAAAAAAAAUAUAUAAUUAUUUUGGCAACACUCCAAGCUCGCGAGAGUAGAACCCAGCGGAGCUGCAGGUUAGAGCUCCCCUGGGUCAUCUCUCCCUCCCUCCCUCCCUGACCGCAUUACAUUGCUAGCGGGCCAGAGAGGGAGAUCCUGCAGAGCCGGACAGGGAGAGGGAGGCUCUCCCCUGUGUGCCUGUCACAGUACACAGUUUGGGAACCGCUGCUCUAUCAUAUAACAGCCUAAAAGUAUCAAAACCGUGAGUCCAAAAAAACAGGGGGGAUUGGGAAGGAAAGAAAACAAAGAGCUUUAACAUUGUAAUACUGUUCCAGUAAUACUUUCCUAUAUAAAAAAAAAUAGGCCUGGUUGGUGCAACAAACAUUAUUCCUGGAUAUUCAGGAUAGCACUGGUAUCUAAUAAGCCUCUCACAACUUAUUACAUGGUUUCACAUGCUACGAACAUAUAAAUAAACAAAGCAACUCUGAGCAAAGUAAGAUCAAAUACUGUUCUUUUUUACUAAAAUGUCUUAACUUUUUUUUUUAUGUGGUCAUAAAUACUGUUGGGGACUGUACUUGCUGUAUCUCAAUUUUGAAACAAAGGAUAACCAGAAUUAGGAAGGAGAAAGAAGGGGGGAAGAAGGAAGGAAAGGGAAGAGAAAAGUUAAAAAAAAAAAUAAACGGAAGAAUAAAUAGAAGAGAAAUUAAGCAAAAAAUUAAAAGUAGAGAAUAAGAGAGAUAACAGGAGAAAAUGGCAAAAAAAGGAAAUGAAGUCAAACAGAUACAAAAAAAAAAAAAAAAAAAAAAAAAAAAAAAAAAAAAAAAAAAAAAAAAAAAAAAAAAAAGUGAGAAAAGGCAAGAUACUUGAACAGCAAAAGACAAAACACUGGUGUCAAUGUUUUCUCUCCAAAAUAUAAGAAUGAUGGAAAAAUUGGAUAGUUCAGUAAGCCAAGACUCCAAUGCAUCAGUAAUGCAAGACCAAGAUCUAUAAUUAAGACAAACACCCAAACAAGUCCAGCAAAUCCUCCACAUAUCUAAAGUAAAUGUACAUAAAGAUCGGAACUCUCAACUCUUACAAAUCAAAGAGGAACUGAAAAUAAAUUUCCAAAAAGGGCUGGACGCUCAGCUCAUACAUAUAACAGAAGACAUAAAUUGUUUCAAAGAGAUAAAAGAGGAUCUGCAGAAAAUGAGAGUAAAGGACAAGGACGCUAACGUCAAACUUGGUGGGGGAUAACCACCCUCAGCUUGUCAGUUCUUGGGGAAGGGUGAGUUCAUCCCUAUACACCGAGCGUUGCGGGAUGGUCGGCCGCUUGCGUUGGAUGUGUUUCUGGAAGGGGAAACCUCGAACCCCUUUGAUCACUCUCCGGUAUAUCCAGUUACAGAACUAUGUUCGUACGCUACCACAGAGGGACAAACUACACAGGAGCCUCACGUGGUUAGAGGAGCUAUGCAUACAGGGUAUGGUACUGGAGAAGGCGGUUUUGAUACUCUACCAAAAUCUUCUAGUGGGGAACAACACUACAAACAACCAGUUCCAAAGGCAAUGGGAGGAAGUGAUUGGCAAAGCUUUCUCGGCUGGGCAAUGGGAUAAGGUGCUAUUGUGGCAACACAAGAGCUCCAUAAGUUUACAUUAUCAGGAAGUUAAUUAUAAGAUACUAUCACUCUGGUACAGGACGCCGGCUGCUCUUCUUCGGAUCUUCCCUACUGUACCGCCCACAUGCUGGAGAUGUCAGGCCGCUAGAGGCACAAUGUGGCAUAUAUGGUGGGAGUGUGCAGUCAUAGUUUCCUACUGGGACAUGGUGAGGGAUGAGGUGACUGUUAUCCUUGGGGAUUCAAUUGAGUGCUCAGGGGAACUGGCCUUGCUACACUUGUCUUCCACACCUAUCUCGAGUUACAAGAAAUCUACAUUAUGCCAUUUGCUUAAUGCAGCUAAGGCCCUGAUUCCUGUUUUUGGGAAAAAACGGAGAUUCCCACUAAGGAAGCCUGGCUGAGAAGGGUGGAGGAGAUGCAUGCCUCCCUGCUCGGGACGGGUCACAGACAUGCCGAGGCCUGGCAAUCAUGGUUUGUAUAUAUGGCAUGUGACUUACAAUCCUUGCACGAGCGGAUGAUGUGGGGGGUGCUCGCCCGUCUGGACGCGGGAACCCCUCUGGCUUUGUUUCUUCUUCCACUUUCUAUAUUCACAUUGUUCUCAGUCUCCGAUUUUAUUCACAUGAACAGAGCAGGAAAGGACUGACAAUCCCUCCUAAUACUAUCAGCCUAAUAUCAGCCUAAUCGGCAAAGGGAAAAAUCUGGCAGGUGCUACUGCUGGGGUGUGCUUGGCACAACAUGCUCUACUAUGUACGUUUUACAACGCAUAGUUCCGUACAAAACACGUAGAAGGUUUGUGAACCGGGAAUGACAUGUUAGCCACUGCGGUUUACUUAAUCCUAAGGUUGUGGUGGGGAAACGAUCAUAGACUGUCCAGGAGGCCACAUAAUUUUCAUAAUAACCGUUUUAGGAAUGACACUUUGUUGCGAUGCAUGCGCUGUUUCAUAUGUUAGUACAUAUCUCAGAUUUUGAAUGAUUACACACAUAGGACAUGGGGACCUGUAGGGGACUUUCUCUGCUCCUUUUCUUUUUACUUACUUACCUCUCACUUCUUUCUUCACUGUCCUCUCUCGCAGACCUUACUACAUUGACAUGGAGGAAGCCUUGUGGAACCACAGGUAGAAAUAAAUACAAGCUAUUAUUGGGGAAGGCUCUAUAGUUUUACUUAGAAUGAAACACGAGUUCCACAGCCCGCAAUUAUACAACACCCGAUAGCACAAAUGGAACCGCAUAAGCUAUAGAUCUGUGUAAGAUCUACAUGUAUCUGUGUGGUGGGGCCUGGGUGCCUACAAAUCUUUUGUCUCCAUAUCUAUAAAAACUCAAUAAAAAAGAUUUAAAAAAAUAAAAACAAGGAUAAUGAGACAAACAUAAAUAACAUUGAAAAAGAACUCAAAGAAACUAAAGAACAAAUGAAUAGACAUGUGCAUGGGAAACGUGUUCGGCAUUCCGAAAUUCGGGACUUCGCCACUUCGGAACUUCUAUUGCAGCCGCUUGGUAGAUAACUCCCUAAUUCCCACGGUAUUAGGGAGUUAUCUACCAAAAGGCUUAAAGACCUAAAUUUGUCUUUCAGCCAAAUCUACUAAUACUAAGUAAAGAUUACUUCGUAUUAGUAAAUUGUGCCCCUACUCGCGAAUAGGGGCAUCUCUAGUAAACAGUGAGCAGCCAGUGGCUGCUCACUGUUAAAAAAAAAAAAAAAGUGGGGGCCCUAAAAUAAAAUAAUGGGGGGGGAACCUAUUGUCCUCCCCCCUGGCCCCCACCCCUAAACGGUGGGUGGGGGCCCUAAAUACUAAUUAGGGGGGGACCUAAUGUCCUCCCCCCUGGCCCCCACCCCUGAGCGGUGGGUGGGGGCCCUAAAUUAGCAUGAGGGGGGGACCUAAUGUCCUCCCCCCUGGCCUCCAGCCCUGAGCGGUGGGUGGGGGCCCUAAAUUAGAAUGAGGGGGGAGGACAUUAUGUCCUCACCCCUGGCCCCUGUUAUGCUACAAGGGUUUUUGGAAUUGGAACUCAACUGCAGCUUGUAGAACUCCUUAAUUACAAUAGCAAUGAAACGGAGAAUCUUUCUAAAUUAAUAAGGAUACUGUAGCUUUAAAACAAAGUGGUGAUUGCAGGCAAUUAGAGAAAUAGGCAAAGUCUUAAUGAUUGCAAUAGUUUUUAGUAACAGUGGAUUAUAGCAUAUAAGUAACAAUUCAAUAGGAAGAAUCUGCAGGUUAUAGCAAGCAAGACACAGUUCAUUAAUAAGUAAAUCCUCAGAGAUAAAUUGAAUAGGAUACUUAAGCUUGAUGGGAGUUAUCUUCCAUAGGAAUAGUAUGCAGUCAGCAGUGAAGAUUUUAGCAAGCAAGAAACAAUUCAGUUAUAACUGAGACUCCAGAGAAUAGAAUGAAAAUUAUACUUAAGUUUUAUGUGAGUUGUCCUCCAAAAGAUCGGAAUUAGAGUCCAAGUAAUAAAUGGUAAACAGUUCGUUUUCAUGAUCCAAUAGAGGAUGUAAAUCACAAUCCUUUUAAUAGUUCAAAGGGUUAGGAAGGCUUGCGAGUGAAGCUUGUGUAGCCGGCGUCUGAACACGGAAGUAGGUCCCAAAAUCACCAAGCAGUUUGUAUCUGGCGCGGUCUCUCUAAAUAGCGUAAGAGAGCCGCGUCAGAAGGGGGCGGGGGCGGGGCCGGCUCCGCAUACCGGAAACGCUGGACCCGGAACAGAUACGGCAUGAGAGCCCCCACCCCUGAGCGUCGGGUAGGGGCCCUAAAUAAAAAAAAUAACCCCCCUCCCGCAGGUGGUUAGGGGUCCCCAAGCCCCUAGUCAUCCCCCUACCCCCAAAAAUUAACCCCUACCUACCCUCCUCACCCUAAAAAUAAUGAGGGGGGACCAUUUAACUAAGUACCUGUAAAAAAAUUUAAAUAAACUUACCAUUUGAUGUUUUCUUUCUUCUAAAAUCUUCUUUUUUCAGCCCCAAAAAAGGCCAAAUAAAAAGCCAUAAUAACCGACGCAAUUUAAAAAAAAAUAAAAAAAAAUCCAUCUUCACCCGGCGAGGGGUCCGCGCAGACUGAGCUCUGCAGGGUGGGGGACAAUAGGUCCCCCCCCCCAUUAUUUUACAUUAGGCCCCCACCCGCCACUCAGGGGUGGGGGCAAUAGGUCAAUAGGGGACUUUUUAAAUUUAUUUAUUUUUUUAUAACAGUGAGCAGUCACAGGCUGCUCACUGUUUAAUAGACAUGCCCCUACUCGCGGUAUAGCGAGUAGGGGCAUAAUUUAUUAAUCCGAAGUAAUCUUUACUUAGUAUUAGUAAAUUUGGCUGAAAGACCAAUUUAGGUCUUUCAUCCUUUUAGUAGAUAGCUCCCUAAUACCAUGGGAAUUAGGGAGUUAUCUACUUAUUCAUUCCUGUCAUUACAUUGACAGGCUAAGUAACUUACAUUUUAUAUGAAUGUAUGUUACUUGAUUGUUGUACGUGUUGCAAAUGCUUACAGCUGAAUCCUGGCUAUGUUUGUAUACUUUUUAUUUAAAAUUGUAUACAGUGUAACAUUCUUCUUCUUCCACUGGGUAAGUAUAUUAGUACUCAGGCAAUACUGUGCUUCGGAACUUUGGCACUUUGACACUUCGGAACCUUAGCACUUUGACACUUCGGAACUUCGGCACUUCAGCACUUGGGAAAUUCGGACAUUCGGAAGUACCCGAAUGUCCGAAUUGCCCGAAAUUUGUCUGAAUUCAUAUUCGGACUGAAACGAAUUGCACAUGUCUACAAAUGAUGGAAUACAAGGAUAAACUAGAAAUACUGGAAGAAAAACUUAGACUCAGAAGACCGAACUCGCAGGAAAAACCUGAGUAUAAGAGGAAUACAGGAAAAGAUAGGACCAAAACAACUAACAACAUACUUACAGGAACUCUUCACAGCCAUGGGAAUUCAAGAAGCUCAGAAUGAAAGCUUUAUAGAAAGAGCCCACAUUCUCUAUAAACAGAGUAACAUCCCUAAGGACCAUGUGAGAGACAUUAUAGUGAGGGUUUCAACCUCCUAUAUUCGGCACAAAAUAUAUAAAGCAACAAGAGACUUUUCUACAGGAGAUGAAAGAUUCAAAAAUUUACUUUUCAAGAUCUAUCGGUGGAAACUAGAGUGAAAAGGAGAACAUACAAGUUUUUUACCGAUCUGAAAAAAGGAAAUGAAAUCCAACUGGGGAUACCUGUUCAAAUUAUUUGUUAAAUAUAAUAAAAACCUCAUUUACAAUCAACAAUUUAAAUGAAGCAAAAAAUGGGCUGAAACACAUUUGAACUCAGCUGCAACUGGAGAUCAGUAGAGGAAUAAUUAUGGAUAUAUAGAAAUGCAGAGGGAUUGGAAUUGGUUUUGGGUUGUUUUCCUCACAAAUAUGUCAUUCUCAAAAAGGGCAAGAUAGAAGCUGGAAGUAAAUGGGGAAAGGGAAAAGGAGGCAAGUCACAGAAUAAUGCAAAUCCAAUCCCACUUAAAACACAGAGAAAUAGGUUAUGAAGUGUUAAAACAAAAUAUUAAAAUAAGGAAAAAAUCACAAAACGACAUCUUAGAUUGAAUCACUAAUUAAGAUCUUCGCAAAAAAAUUUUUUCUUCAUUAAAGAAAAACUUCCCUUUUUAUUGGCCAAAACUGGGGUUAAAAUACAGGGAGUGCAGAAUUAUUAGGCAAGUUGUAUUUUUGAGGAUUAAUUUUAUUAUUGAACAACAACCAUGUUCUCAAUGAACCCAAAAAACUCAUUAAUAUCAAAGCUGAAUAUUUUUGGAAGUAGUUUUUAGUUUGUUUUUAGUUAUAGCUAUGUUAGGGGGAUAUCUGUGUGUGCAGGUGACUAUUACUGUGCAUAAUUAUUAGGCAACUUAACAAAAAACAAAUAUAUACCCAUUUCAAUUAUUUAUUAUUACCAGUGAAACCAAUAUAACAUCUCAACAUUCACAAAUAUACAUUUCUGACAUUCAAAAACAAAACAAAAACAAAUCAGUGACCAAUAUAGCCACCUUUCUUUGCAAGGACACUCAAAAGCCUGCCAUCCAUGGAUUCUGUCAGUGUUUUGAUCUGUUCACCAUCAACAUUGCGUGCAGCAGCAACCACAGCCUCCCAGACACUGUUCAGAGAGGUGUACUGUUUUCCCUCCUUGUAAAUCUCACAUUUGAUGAUGGACCACAGGUUCUCAAUGGGGUUCAGAUCAGGUGAACAAGGAGGCCAUGUCAUUAGAUUUUCUUCUUUUAUACCCUUUCUUGCCAGCCACGCUGUGGAGUACUUGGACGCGUGUGAUGGAGCAUUGUCCUGCAUGAAAAUCAUGUUUUUCUUGAAGGAUGCAGACUUCUUCCUGUACCACUGCUUGAAGAAGGUGUCUUCCAGGAACUGGCAGUAGGACUGGGAGUUGAGCUUGACUCCAUCCUCAACCCGAAAAGGCCCCACAAGCUCAUCUUUGAUGAUACCAGCCCAAACCAGUACUCCACCUCCACCUUGCUGGCGUCUGAGUCGGACUGGAGCUCUCUGCCCUUUACCAAUCCAGCCACGGGCCCAUCCAUCUGGCCCAUCAAGACUCACUCUCAUUUCAUCAGUCCAUAAAACCUUAGAAAAAUCAGUCUUGAGAUAUUUCUUGGCCCAGUCUUGACGUUUCAGCUUGUGUGUCUUGUUCAGUGGUGGUCGUCUUUCAGCCUUUCUUACCUUGGCCAUGUCUCUGAGUAUUGCACACCUUGUGCUUUUGGGCACUCCAGUGAUGUUGCAGCUCUGAAAUAUGGCCAAACUGGUGGCAAGUGGCAUCGUGGCAGCUGCACGCUUGACUUUUCUCAGUUCAUGGGCAGUUAUUUUGCGCCUUGGUUUUUCCACACGCUUCUUGCGACCCUGUUGACUAUUUUGAAUGAAACGCUUGAUUGUUCGAUGAUCACGCUUCAGAAGCUUUGCAAUUUUAAGAGUGCUGCAUCCCUCUGCAAGAUAUCUCACUAUUUUUGACUUUUCUGAGCCUGUCAAGUCCUUCUUUUGACCCAUUUUGCCAAAGGAAAGGAAGUUGCCUAAUAAUUAUGCACACCUGAUAUAGGGUGUUGAUGUCAUUAGACCACACCCCUUCUCAUUACAGAGAUGCACAUCACCUAAUAUGCUUAAUUGGUAGUAGGCUUUCGAGCCUAUACAGCUUGGAGUAAGACAACAUGCAUAAAGAGGAUGAUGUGGCCAAAAUACUCAUUUGCCUAAUAAUUCUGCACUCCCUGUAUCUAUGAAUAAUAAUCCCUCCAAAAAUAGAAGAUAUAGCAGAUAUUAAUUAUUCAAUGCUGAUUAAGGACUUAGUCCAGCAACUGAAGGGCCGAAGUAGUUAUUUAAUUUUAGAAUGAUACCACUAAAAGCCCCAGAAAUAUAUGCACACAUUCCAGUCAAUGGUUGAAAAAUAUAUAUGGGCAGGAAAAAUACCACACAUUUCGAGAAAAAUAUUAUAUUGCAAGAAAACCCAGGGAGGGAUGGGUUUCCUAGAAUUGAGGAAAUACCAAAAGGCGAGCCUUCAAAAUACAUCAAAUUCAAGUGAUAACUUUGAAAAAUGACGAAUUGUAUAUAUUAGAGAAAGAGUUGACACAAGUAGAUGACCUAGUGUCAAUACUGUGAUAUAGAAAUUCAGAACUAAGAAAUAUUCUGCAAGAAGGUAACUCAAAAAUAGUAAAACAAAUGAGUAGGGAAUGUAUACAAUUUAGAAAGAUAAAUAAAAUAAUGAUAAAUGCUACAUAUUAGCACCUUUGGAAAUAUUACAACACAAUAUGACCAACAUGAAACUGCCAACAUGCCUCCAAGGAAAAAAAUAAGAAUUUCAAAUCUAUUCCAAGCUUCUAAAUUUAAAGAUAUAAAUAUACUAGAACAAGAGUACGGAGUCACGUCCAAGGAACACAUUACUAUAUUAAGAAUUAAAUAUUACCUAAACUCUCACAUAUGGAAAACACCAAAUAAGAUAAAAAGGGGUCAAUUUGAAAAAAUAAUUGACACAAAAACAAAUAAAAAGUUAGUGAGAGCCUGGUACGAUUUUCUCGAAAUAAAAGAAAAUGAAUUUCCAAAAAUAAAAAUUUCAGAUGCUUCUCCUCUCCGGCAGGAGCUGGCUUCUUCUCUGUUUCUAAAAUAAGAUGACCUUCUUCCAUGUAUUUACCAUCAAAGAUGUGUAUCCUUGACCUCUUAUUACCGAACUAUUUGAUAGUCUCCAAGGAUCCACUGUCUUCACUAAACUGGAUCUAAGAGGAGCAUACAGUCUAAUUCAUAUUAAGGAGGGAGACAAGUGGAAGACAGCAUUCAACACCCAACAUGCCCAUGAUGAUUACACAGUUAUGCCCUUUGGGUUAUGUAAAGCCCCGGCUGUCUUCCAGGACCUUAAAAAUGACAUCUUGAGUUAUUAUUUAUAUUCCUUUGCCAAUGAGUUUAUUGAUGACAUACUGAUACACUAACCUGACCUACACAAACAAGUUAGAAUCAUUUGGCAAAUUAAGUGUUUGACCAAUCCACUAUUCACUUCUUGGGUUACAUUAUUUUGGCUCAGGGAAUUUCAGACAGACCCAAUUAAACUCUCUUCUAUCCUUGUAAGAGAGAAUGAUAGGCGCUCACUAUAAUAUUACACACAAGAUGGCUGUGGGCUGCAGUAACCAAUACAAGGAUUCCCAAACCUUGUGGAUAGUGAAAUAUAGAAAAAGGUAGCUCCUCCCUUAUCCCUAAUUAAACAGGAACUAAUUAAAUAAAGGUACAAAUACCCCCUCCUACCUCCUCCUCCCUCGGUCUUUUUGUUCCUGUCCUAUCCCUAUAGGACCUAUUAGUCUAUUACAAGACUACAAUUAUUUUCUUUUUGGCUUACCUGAGGGUCUUUACCUUCUGUCCCCAAGGGAGUUCAGCCUCUCUUCCUUGGGAAGCUGUAGUACCCGGCCCUGUGCAAAGGUGUCCCCCUGAAGAUACCCCUUUAGUGACCGGGGGUUUGCUUGCUGUGACCCUAGGGGUAGCAAGAGACAAAAAUGCCAAUGAACUCUUUAUUCCCUCCAGUGACCAAGAGGUAGCAGGAAGUGGCGAGAACAAUAUAUAUAUAUAUAUAUAUAUCCUGAUAAACAUCCUCAGAUUUCUCCAUAGUGAAGCCCACAUGUAGGUAUACAUAUAAAUACUUUUUAUAUAUAUAUUGUAUUUGGUAUACUUAUACUUGUGGGUUCCCCCUCCUGCCUAUCAUUCAUUCAUCAAUUCAAAAAGGAGAAUCUGUCUCGUCCUAUCAAAAUCCCUCCUCAAGUUUGGAAAUCCCUGAGGUGUUGGACACAAGAAGAGUUUCUCUUCAAAGGUUUUCCCCUAGGAAAUAUCCCUUGGACCAUUAUUAACACAGAUGCCAGCCAAUGGGGUUGGGGAGCACACCUUCAGGACAACUAUGUUCAAGGGAAAUGGUCUUUUCUGGCUUCAGUUAUCCCUUCAAAUCUCUUAGAGCUUCUUGCAGUUUUCAAGGCUCUGAAGCACUUCCAACAGCUUCUAUUCCACAGGUGGGUCAAAAUCAGGUCAGACAACUCUACAGUGGUGGCAUAUAUAAACCAUCAAGGAGGAACGAGGAGUUGCAGAAUUAUGAAAAUAAUGAAACCUCUGAUGGCCUGGGCACAAUUGAAUUUGGAGGGCAUCUCUGCAAUACAUCUCCCAGGAAUACAAAACUCAGUAGCCGACUUUCUCAGCAGGGUAAGAGUAGAUCCAGGGGAAUGGAGUUUAUCAAACGACAAAUUCCUUCCAGUUGCAAGGAAAUGGGGUCUUCCUCAAAUAGACCUGAUGGCGACAAGCAACAACAGGAAGGUAAAGAAUUUCUUCUCUAAAAUUCCAGAUCCACAAGCCAUAGGAAGAGACGCAUUAACAUGCAAUUGGGAAUUCAACCUGGCCUACGCAUUCCCUCCGAAUCCUCUCAUCUUUCUGCUGCUAAGGAGACAAGAGAAGGUAUCAUUGAUCCUGAUAGCCCCUUUUUGGCCACGCAGGCCUUGAUUUCCUCUCCUACUAAGUCUCUGCAAGAAAGACCCAUGGCGUCUUCCAUUGGUUCCAUUCCUACUGCAACAGGGUCCAAUCCUUCAUCCAAACCCAGCAUCCCUUCAGCUGAUGGCAUGGUACUUGAAAGGGAAGGGCUGAAAAACAAGGGAUUUUCUCAAGCUGUAAUUGAGACUCUCCUACAAGCAAGGAAGAAGUCCACUUCUUCGACUUAUUACAGAAUCUGGGAUGUAUUUUCUUCAUGGGUCAGUUCAAGACCUUUGCAUAUUCUGAAUCCAUCGACCAAAGAUAUUUUAGAAUUUCUACAAUCGGGCCUGGAGAAAGGAGUUACAAUACCUUGAAAGUUCAUAUUUCAGCCCUCUCUGCUUUAAUUGAUCACAAAUGGGCAUUGGACUCGGACAUAGCAAGAUUUAUGACAACGGUCUUAAAAAUUAAGCCUUCCAUUAAACCCAUUACAACACCUUGGGAUCUUCCUCUGGUCUUUAAAGCUCUUAAAGCAGAUCCCUUUGAACCAUUAGAAUCGAUUUCUUGUCAUCUCCUCACUAUCAAGACUGUUCUGUUGGUGGCCUUAGCCUCUGGGAGAAGGGUGUCAGAUCUUCAGGCUGUUUCUGCUGAAGAACCUUUUACUAUAUUUCAUAAAGACAGAGUCAUUCUAAGGACAGUUCCAGAAUACCGUCCUAAAGUAACUUCGGAGUUCCAUGUUAAUGAAGAAAUAAUACUCCCUGCACUGAUUCUAGAAAAAUCAGACGACAGAGAAGACACUGACUUGAGGGCUAUUGACUUAGUGAGAUGCCUCAAGAUAUAUGUACAGAGAUCAUCAGAAUGGCGUAUUUCUAAAAGGCUUUUUGUUGUUCCUAACGGCUCUUGGAAGGGCCUCCAAGCCUCUAAAUCCAGGAUCAGUAGAUGGAUAGUUGCAGCUAUUAUACAAUCAUAUAAAGCAUCUCAAACAAGUAUCCCUGAAGGUCUAAAAGCAAAACUACACGUCCUCUUUCCUCAUCCUGGGCAGCUGCUGCAAGAGUUUCGGCAGAACUGAUUUGCAAAGCGGCCACUUGGUCAUCCUCAAAUAUGUUUAUCAGACAUUAUCAUUUAGACGUAAAGGCUGGUCAAUACGAUGCAUUUUGAAAAUCUGUUCUUUUCGCAUCUAAUGAUUAAUUUUCCUCUUUCAAUGUUUGUCACGUUUGGUUAUUUGUGCCAAUACACUUGCACUUGCAGUAUAUCUUAAUUGUCUGAGUUUUCUUUCCCUCCCUUAGUUAUUGCUUGGGUAUUACCCAUUGUUGUGUUGCCAUUGAUAUGGCCAGGAAAGAGAAAAAUGUACUCAUACUUACCGUAAUUUUCUUUUCCUGGUCAUAGGCCAUAGCAGCACAAGGAUCCCACCCAGGGAUAUUGCUGUUAACUAGACUGAGGGAGGAGGAGGUAGGAGGGGGUAUUUGUACCUUUAUUUUAAUUAGUUCCUGUCUGAUUAGGGAUAAGGGAGGAGCUACCCAUUGUUGUGCUGCCAUGGCCUAUGACCAGGAAAAGAAAAUUAGAGUAAGUAUGAGUACAUUUUUCUCUUUCUCAGAUCAUAGUCCAUGUCACCGCUAUGAAAGAUAACCACAUUGAUUGGUCUAUUGAAGCAAAGCCUUCUUUUAAUCUCUUGAAAGCUGCUUUUGCUUAUGCUCCAGUUUUGGUUCAUCCAGCUUAUUCUAGACAAUUCAUUCAGUGUUGUGGUUCUUUCCCAGGGAGCGACCCCUAGGGCACCUUUUGCAUCUUUGGGGUUCCUUUUCUCACAAGUUGAAUACAACAGAAAGAAGCUAUGAUAUUGUUAUAAAGAAACUUUUAGAGUUAGUGUUAGCUCUUAAAGUAUGGCAUCAGAAUGGAAGGAGGGAGAGUGCGGUGUGUGCAGGGGCAGAAAGUGCGUUGUGUGUGUGGGGGGAUGACAGAGAGUGCGUUGUGGGCAGGGGACAGAGAGUGUGGUGUGUGCAUGUGGGGGGCCAAGAGUGCAGGGUGUGUGUGUGGGGAAGCAGAGAAUGCAGUGUUUGCAGGGGUUAAAAAGAGUGUGAGAUGUGUGCAGUGUGGCAGAGAGUGCGUUGUGGGUGGGUGGCAGGGGGGGGCAGAGAGUGCGUUGUGGGUGGGUGGCUGUGGGGGGGCAGAGAGUGCGAUGUUUGUGGUGUUUUAGACCAAACAAAGUGUUUGCUUGAAUAUCUGCCCCUGUCCAGAUUUCAAAGUAUAAGUGCAUGCACGCCGAAGAAAUCACACUGACAACAGAAUCAGUUAAUGAAAGCUUCGAGGAAUGUUUACUUAGGGGGUGGCAAGCCCCUUAUAAAGGCAGAAAUACAUCACAUGCAAAAUAUGGGAGGACAUGAAAUGUACAUUCUAAUUGGUAUUUGUUUAAAUGUUUUUAUCUUGAUGGACUUCCUACAGGGUGUGAGGUCAUCAGCAUCCUGGGUGCAGCUCCGGAUGGAGACGCCAUCUUAUUACAUGAAAUUCUUUAGUUGAUGGGAGGGGGUGCUCUAGUGGCCAUUUUGAGUAGUUAAUAAAAGCACAGAUGCACAUAGUAAAUAGAAAUUUUACUAGCAUUAAUUUCUAUUCAUCACAGUGGGGGGGGGCAGAGAGUGCAGUGUGCAGGGGCAGGUGGCAGAGAGUGCGGUGUGGGCAGUGGCAGCAGAGAGUGCGGUGUGGGCAGUGGCAGCAGAGAGUGCGGUGUGUGGGGAAGAGGCAGAGUGCGGUGUACUUAUUAUUUUCAUCACAUUUAAACCUUUCAGGCCCUCUCAACGUCGGUAGCCCAGCUGUACCUGGCCCAGUCCGGUGACCGAUGGAUAAAGCAGUGCUGUGGAGUCCUGUGCUUUGUGAAAGAUAACCCACGCCGUUCUUACUUCAUCCGUCUGUAUGAUCUUACGGUACGUGUCACAUUAUGGGCACUUCUGAAUAAAAACAUUGUUUUCCUUUCCAAAUGGUGAAAAUAGUAUCUUCACAAACGUUGGUCAAAACUUCCCAGCUUGGGGUUUUUGGCAUAUAAUCUGGCCUGGGCGGUGUCUGGUUCUGGUACCCUGGCAUAUGAUCUGGCCUGGGUGGUGUCUGGUUCUGGUACCCUGGCAUAUGAUCUGGCCUGGGCGGGGUCUGGUUCUGGUACCCUGGCAUAUGAUCUGGCCUGGGUGGUGUCUGGUUCUGGUACCCUGGCAUAUGAUCUGGCCUGGGCAGGGUCUGGUUCUGAUACCCUGGCAUAUGAUCUGGCCUGGUUCUGGUACCCUGGCAUAUGAUCUGGCCUGGGCAGUGUCUGGUUCUGGUAUCCUGGAAUAUGAUCUGGCCUGGGCGGUGUUUGGUUCUGGUACCCUGGCAUAUGAUCUGGCCUGGGCAGUGUCUGGUUCUGGUACCCUGGAAUAUGAUCUGGCCUGGGCGGGGUCUGGUUCUGGUACCCUGGAAUAUGAUCUGGCCUGGGUGGUGUCUGGUUCUGGUAUCCUGGAAUAUGAUCUGGCCUGGGCGGUGUCUAGUUCUGGUACCCUGGAAUAUGAUCUGGCCUGGGCGGUGUCUGGUUCUGGUACCCUGGAAUAUGAUCUGGCCUGGGCGGUGUCUGGUUCUGGCCUGGGCAGUGUCUGGUUCUGGUAUCCUGGAAUAUGAUCUGGCCUGGGCGGUGUCUAGUUCUGGUACCCUGGAAUAUGAUCUGGCCUGGGCGGUGUCUGGUUCUGGUAUCCUGGAAUAUGAUCUGGCCUGGGCGGUGUUUGGUUCUGGUACCCUGGAAUAUGAUCUGGCCUGGGCGGGGUCUGGUUCUGGUACCCUGGAAUAUGAUCUGGCCUGGGCGGUGUCUGGUUCUGGCCUGGGCAGUGUCUGGUUCUGGUAUCCUGGAAUAUGAUCUGGCCUGGGCGGUGUCUAGUUCUGGUACCCUGGAAUAUGAUCUGGCCUGGGCGGUGUCUGGUUCUGGUAUCCUGGAAUAUGAUCUGGCCUGGGCGGUGUUUGGUUCUGGUACCCUGGAAUAUGAUCUGGCCUGGGCGGGGUCUGGUUCUGGUACCCUGGAAUAUGAUCUGGCCUGGGCGGUGUCUGGUUCUGGUACCCUGGCAUAUGAUCUGGCCUGGGCGGUGUCUGGUUCUGGUACCCUGGCAUAUGAUCUGGCCUGGGUGGUGUCUGGUUCUUGUACCCUGGCAUAUGAUCUGGCCUGGGCAUUGUCUGAGUCUGGUACACUGCUCAGACUCAGACACUGGGCGGUGUAUGGUUCUGGUACCAUGGCAUAUGAUUUGGCCUGGGUGGUGUAUGUUUCUGGUACCCUGGCAUAUGAUCUGGUGUAGGCGGUGUCUGAUUCUGGUACCCUGGCACAUGAUCUGGCCAUGGCAGAGUCUGCUAAUGUGGGAAUUACAAAUAAUAGCCCCAAAUCGAUGUAUUAGUAAAAGCUGUUUUUCCUUUCUGUUUCAGGAGGACAGAAUCCUGUGGGAGCAGGAGAUGUAUGAACAACUAAAGUACUCUGCUCCAAGGCCGUAUUUCCACACUUUUCCUUCAGAUGUGAGUGUCGCAAGUCAGUGCCUGAGAGGGAGCAGUGAGUGUGCUCAUUGCCAGGUGUGGGGGGGAGGCGGGGAGCAGUGAGUUUACUCAUUGCCAGGUGGGGGGGAGCAGUGGUUUGCUCAUUGCCAGGUGGGGGGGGAGCAAUGAGUGUGCUCAGUGCCAGGUGGGAGCAAUGAGUGUGUUCGGUGCUAUGUGGGUGGGAGCAAUGAGUGUGCUCGGUGUCUGGUGGGGGGGCGGUGAGCAGUGAGUGUGUUCAGUGCCAUGUGGGGGGGAGCAGUGAGUGUGUUCAGUGCCAGGUGGGGGGGGAGCAGUUAGUGUGUUUAAUGCCAGGUGGGGGAGCAGUGAGUGUGUUCAGUGCAAGGUGGGGAGCAGUGUGUUCAGUGCCAGGUUGGGGCAGUGAGUGUGUUCAGUGCCAGGGCAGUGAGUGUGCUCAGUGCCAGGAGGGUGGGAUUAAGGGUAGCAGUGAGUGUGCUCAAUGCCAGUGGGGAGCAAGGAGUGUUCAGUGCAAGGUGGGGGAGUUGUGUCAGUGCCAGGUUGGGGGCAGUGACCCAGCCAGGUAGGCGGCGUGCUCAGCGCCAGGAGGGAUUAAGGUGGGAGCAGUGAGUGUGCUCCAAUGCCGGUGGGAGCAGAGUGACCAGGUGGGGAGCAAUGAGUGAGCGCCAGGUGGGGCAGUGAGUGUGCUCAGUUUGAGGCGGGGAGCAGGAGGUGAUCAGUGCCAGCUGGGGAGGGGGGUAGUGGGUGUACUCAGUGCCAGGUGGGGGGCAGUGAGUUUGCUCAGUGCCAGGUGUGGGGGGAGCAGUGAGUGUGCACAGUGCCAGGUGUGGGGGGAGCAGUGAUUGUGGUUCAGUGCCAGGUUGGGGGGGAGCAGUAAGUAUGCUCAGUACUGAGAGGGGCUAAUAGGGGGAGCAGUGAAUGUGCACAGGUUGAAGGGAGGAGCAGAGAGUGUGCUCAGUGCCAGGUGGGGGGGAGCGGUGAGUGUGCUCAGUGCCAGGUGUGGGGAGCAGUGAUUGGGGUUCAGUGCCAGGUUGAAUGGAGGAGCAGAGAGUGUGCUCAGUGCCAGGUGGGGGGGAGCAGUGAGUGUGCUCAGUGCCAGGUGAGGGAACAGUGAGUGUGAUCAGUGCCAGGUGUGGGGGGAGCAGUGAUUGUGGUUCAGUGCCAGGUGGAGGGGAGCAGUGAGUGUGCUCAGUGCCAGGUGUGGGGGGAGCAGUGAGUGUGCACAGUGCCAGGUGUGGUGGGAGCAGUGAUUGUGGUUCAGUGCCAGGUUGGGGGGGAGCAGUAAGUGUGCUCAGUGCUGAUAGGGGCUAAUGGGGGGAGCAGUGAGUGUGCACAGGUUGAAGGGAGGAGAAGAGAGUGUGCUCAGUGCCAGAUGGGGAGGGUAGUGAGUGUGCUCAGUUUGAGGUGGGGGGAGCAGUGAUUGUGAUCAGUGCCAGGUGGGGGUGGCAGUGAGUGUGCUCAGUUUGAGGUGGGGGGAGCAGUGAGUGUGCUCAGUGCCAGCUGGGAGGGGGGGUAGUGGGUGUACUCAGUGUGGUGGGGCCAGUGAGUUUGCUCAGUGCCAUGGAGUGUGCACAGUGCCUGUGUGGGGAGCAGUGAUUGUGGUUCAGUGCCAGGUUUGGGGGGAGCAGUGCUGCUCAGUGCCGAGAGGGCCAAUGGGGAGCGUUGAGUGUAAGUGCCAGGUGGGGGGGACAGUGGGGUGCCCAGGUUGAGGUGAGGAGCAGUGAGAGUGCCAGCGGGAGGGGGGGGUAGUGGGUGUACUCAGUGCCAGGUGGGGCCAGUGAGUUUGCUCAGUGCUGUGGGGGAGCAGUGAGUGUGCAGUGCCAGGUGGGGGGAGCAGUGAUUGUGGUUCAGUGCCAGGUUUGGGGGAGCCGUGCUCAGUGCCGAGGGGCGGGGGGGAGCAGUGAGUGUGCCUGGUUGAGGUGGGGGAGCAGUGAGUGCCUAGUGCCAGCUGGGGAGGGGGGUAGUGGGUGUACUCAGUGCCAGGUGGGGGGCAGUGAGUUUGCUCAGUGCCAAGUGUGGGGGAGCAGUGAUUGUGGUUCAGUGCCAGGUUUGGGGGGAGCAGUAAGUGUGCUCAGUGCCGAGAGGGGCGAUGGGGGGAGCAGUGAGUGUGCUCAGGUUGAGGUGGGGGGAGCAGUGAGUGUGCUCAGUGCCAGCUGGGGAGGGGGGUAGUGGGUGUACUCAGUGCCAGGUGGGGGGCAGUGAGUUUGCUCAGUGCCAAGUGUGGGGGAGCAGUGAUUGUGGUUCAGUGCCAGGUUGGGGGGAGCAGUAAGUGUGUUCAGUGCCGAGAGGGGCUAAUGGGGGAGCAGUAAGUGUGCACAGGUUGAAGGGAGGAGCAAAGAGUGUGCUCAGUGCCUGCGGACAGAUUGUGACAGUUUGCCUCUCUCAGGAAAGCCAGGCUGCUCUGAAUUUUGCUGAUGAAGCAGAGGCUGUGAGUUUUCGUGCAGUUGUGGAAGAAAAAAUACAGAAGAAACACAGACAAGGUGAAGUAAUUAAUAUUUCAGUUGGCGUAAUUAAAAGGUUACUCCAAACACCAUAACCACUUCAGUUAUUUAAAGUAGUCAUGGUGCCUGGAGUCGAUAUGAAAUGCCGCAUAUGCAGUGAUUAAUAGCUGGCAGAGGUGUAAUUCCACCAGACGGUUAAGGUCAAUGGCAGCAAGACCCAAGCCCACGGUGUCAUCUGUCCUUCAGAAAGGAUUACUCUAACUAAAAGCAGUGUUUUGUUGGUUGGAGUAUCCCUGCAAUGAAUAUACUAGCUGCAUGUACAGUAUAUAUGUUUUGUUAAGGGUUAGACCUAUUCACUAAAGUGAGUAAUGUCGGGAAUCAAAGAAUUUCACAUUUAGGCCAAAAUGACCAAAUUAGAAAAAUUAAACUACUUUUUUUUUUUUGUGUGUGUGGCUAUUUUGGUCUUAAAGGGACACUGUAGUCACUAUAACUAUUUCAUCUCAUUGAAGUAGUUAGUGUCUGGAGUACUCUGGCACGGUCCAUCCAUUCAGUGUGAAACGAAAUUAGAGCAGUUUAACACUAAAUAAGGCUUCAUGGCAACCCACAGUCCAGUCUCUUCUGGAGGUGUGGCUAAGGCAGAGAUUUCAUACUUACUUGUAGUCAUACCCUACUUACGUCUGUUGGAGCUCUGGUAUGCUAAAAGCAGUCAGCUGACACUCUUAACCCCUUCCCGACCAAGGACUUAUAAUGUACGUCCGACAAAAAAUGGUCUUUAAGGACUGCAGACUUACGUGAUACCAGGGAUCGACCGAUUAUCGGUCUGGCCGAUAUUCGGUAUUUUCGGCAAUAUCGGUAUCGGCCUAUAGAGAUACCGAUAUUGCAGAUAAUACAUACCAGGACCGCCGGACCCAUGACAAGCCCGGCGGUCCUGGGGGGCCCGCAGCAAGCUCUUACUUACCUUCCCAGCAGCUCCCUUGAGCUCCCCUGUGUAAAUCUUGCGAAUCCCGCGGCCGUCAGAGCGUUGCCAUGGGUUGCCAUGAAGGGAGCUGCUGGUGAGGUAAGUAAGAACUUGCUGCGGGCCUCCUCCACUGCACAGUCCAUGCCACGGGACCACCAAGGAAUGCCAUAUUCCCCCUCCGUGGCCAAAUAAGAAGCAGGGAGGGGGGGGACUAAAUGUUUUUUUUAAAUAUAAAAAAAAAAAUUUUCAUAAAAAAUGCCCCCCCUCCCCCCAAAUUACAUACAUACAGAAACACACUGUAACGGACCAUUUUGCACACAAGGGGUUAAAACCGUUUAGGCAAUCGUCCCCUUUCCGAGAUGCAGGCACAGCUACUGUAGAACACCAAACUCCCAAACCGCAAAUAAGGGAAUGCUCUAAUCUCCCGAACGGCAUACAAUAUAACACUCCAAACUCACGAACUGGAACCAUACGAAUCGCUGCUAGCAGACGAAUAGGAAAAGCACCCAAGCGGCUUACACUCCUAGCAAUCAGUCUCUAUCAGGAUUCAGUAAAUCCCCCCAAAGACGAGACAAGGCUCCGUGUUGCGUGUCAAGCAGUGGUCUGUUUAAUGAGGUAUUUAUGCAGGUCUCCCACCUGGUGGACACUCCCCUAGGGGACCAAAUUGGAGACUGUGACAAAGGACAGACAAUCAUCAAUCUAGGACACACAGUCACAUUAUAUUCCCACAGUGCAUCCUGGCUUCCUCCCCUCUGCCCUGGAGAUAAUUGAGAAGUAAUUCAAUUAUCUCCCAGGACAAAGGCAAAUCGCCAUUAUGCACGUGGGGAUACUAAAACAAGAAUUACUAUUAAAAUACACUAUGUAAGACACAUUACAAUAAAACUAUACAUUUAACAUAUCCCCAGAUAGCUCAGGUCUGAGCGCACAUUAUUAAGCGAAUGGUGCUCAGACCACACGAAUACAGUUCAAUCGCCAUGGAGCCAAAGUCUUUACAAAGUCAGUUCUCAUACGAAUGAGCUCCAUGGGAUUCCUAUCUGGGGUAUAAUGCACAGGUACAGCUACCGAAUACCGGGCCGUUCGUGUACUUCCACCGAACAAAAAGGGAGGUCGGCGGCUUCAGUGGUGUUCGCGCCAAACUGUAUCCGUUUUUAGUUCCAUGAGUUAGGCGUCGAACACCACUGUGCAUUCGCGUAUUUAAAAUGGCCGCGACCUCGUGUUCGUGAUACGAAUGGCGGCCACCCAGUAUUCGUCAAUUAAGCUGCGGUUAACCACAGCUUCUGGGAGGCUAAUUGCCGGCACACUCCAGCUCCCAGAUGGUCUAGUCUUUCGUGCGGUUGUUCGGUAGAUUGAAUCUACCGAACACCGGGCAGAAAAGCACGAAUAAGUCUUUUCUGCAGGGGAAAAGAUGUCUUUUAACAUGGGGCCAUAGUCCAAAGGCAGCAGUAGAGCAACCAGGGUUCUCCAAUGCAAUGUGGCGAGAUUGCUUUCGUCAUGCACACUGCAUUAUAUAAACACACUACACAAACACACACUCUGCAUUCAUUAUAUACAAACACUGCAUUCACUAUACACACACUGCACAAACACACACACUCUGCAUUCAGUAUAUAUACACACACACUACACAAACACACUGCAUUCACUUUACACACACCACACACUACAUUCACUAUACACACACUACACAAACACACACACUCUGCAUUCAUGAUAUACCCACUACACAAACACUCACUGCAUUCACUAUACACACUACACAAACACACUCUGCCUUCAUUAUAUACACACACACUACACAAAUACACACUGCAUCCACUACACAUACACACUACACAAACACACACAGCUCCACUGUCUAAACACACUGCAUCCACUACAUGUGGCAUGUACACUGCUCAACAACAAAAAAAGGAACACAAAAAUAACACAUCCUAGAUCUGAAUGAAUUAAAUAUUCUUCUGAAAUACUUUGUUCUUUACAUAGUUAAAAAAUGGAAAUCAAAUUUUUCAACCCAUGGAGGUUUGGAUUUGGAGUCACACUCAAAAUUAAAGUGGAAAAACACACUACAAGCUGAUCCAACUUUGAUGUAAUGUCCUUAAAACAAGUCAAAAUGAGGCUCAGUAGUGUGUGUGGCCUCCACGUGCCUGUAUGACCUCCCUACAAUGCCUGUGCAUGCUCCUGAUGAGGUGGUGGAUGGUCUCCUGAGGGAUCUCCUCCCAGACCUGGACUAAAGCAUCUGACAACUCCUGGACAGUCUGUGGUGCAACGUGACGUUGGUGGAUGGAGCUAGACAUGAUGUCUCAGAUGUGCUCAAUUGGAUUCAGGUCUGGGGAACGGGCGGGCCAGUCCAUAGCAUCAAUGCCUUCGUCUUGCAGGAACUGCUGACACACUCCAGCCACAUAAGGUCUAGCAUUGUCUUGCAUUAGGAGGAACCCAGGGCCAACCGCACCAGCAUAUGGUCUCACAAGGGAUCUGAGGAUCUCAUCUCGGUACCUAAUGGCAGUCAGGCUACCUCUGGCGAGCACAUGGAGGGCUGUGCGGCCCCCCAAAGAAAUGCCACCCCACACCAUUACUGACUCACUGCCAAACCGGCCAUGCUGGAGGAUGUUGCAGGCAGCAGAACGUUCUCCACGGCGUCCCCAGACUCUGUCACGUCUGUCACAUGUGCUUAGUGUGAACCUGCUUUCAUCUGUGAAGAGCACAGGGCGCCAGUGGUGAAUUUGCCAAUCUUGGUGUUCUCUGGCAAAUGCCAAAUGUCCUGCACGGUGUUGGGCUGUAAGCACAACCCCCACCAGUGGACGUCGGGCCCCCAUACCACCCUUUGAGCAGACACAUGCACAUUUGUGGCCUGCUGGAGGUCAUUUUGCAGGGCUCUGGCAGUGCUCCUCUUGUUCCUCCUUGCACAAAGGCGGAGGUAGCGGUCCUGCUGCUGGGUUGUUGCCCUCCUACGCCCUCCUCCACGUCUCCUGAUGUACUGGCCUGUCUCCUGGUAGUGCCUCCAUGCUCUGGACACCAUCCUGACAGACACAGCAAACGUCCUUGCCACAGCUCGCAUUGAUGUGCCAUCCUGGAUGAGCUGCAGUACCUGAGCCACUUGUGUGGGUUGUAGACUCAUGCUACCACUAGAGUGAAAGCACUGCCAGCAUUUAAAAGUGACCAAAACAUCAGCCAGGAAGCACUGGAACUGAGAAGUGGUCUGUGGUCAACACCUGCAGAACCACUCCUUUAUUGGGGGUGUCUUGCUAAUUGCCUAUAAUUUCCACCUGUUGUCUAUCCCAUUUGCACAACAUCAUGUGAAAUUGAUUGUCACUCAGUGUUGCUUCCUAUGUGGACAGUUUGAUUUCACAGAAGUGUGAUUGACUUGGAGUUACAUUGUGUUGUUUAAGUGUUCCCUUAAUUUUUUUGAGCAGUGUACAUUUGUGCAUUUACCGUUAGAAAUAGUUUCGUUUUUCAAAAUAGUAAAUGUACAGAAUAUCGAUAAGUUAUCAGCUAUCGGCCCGAAAAUUCACAGAUUAUCGGCUCUAAAAAAAUCAAUCACGGUCGGGGCUGCCGGAGACCCCAGCAGUCCCCCUGCAGCACCCCGGCCCUCCAGGGUCAUGUGAUCACCAUGAUUACAUUGCCGCAAUAGGAGUCUAGGAGCUGCCAGCAAAGGGACUGUCUGAGCUAUCAGACAGUCCCCCAGGCUGCUAAAAAGUAAAAAUAUAAAAUAAAUAUAUUAUACAUAUAUAUGUAUAAUAUAUUAUAAAAUAAUUAAAGCAUUUUAUAAUAUAUUAUACAUAUAUAAUGCAUAUAUAUGAUUUCAUUAUAAGUGUACUUUGAGAUAUAUACAUAUAUCUUAAAAUACACUUAUAAUGAAAUCAUAUAUAUAUACACAUUAUAUAUGCAUAAUAUAUUAUAAAAUGCUUUAAUCUUAAUAUAUUAUACAUAUAUAGGAAAUAAAAGUGUGUGUGUAUGCAGUGGUGUAUCCUGGUUUUGUGCUGCCCUAGGCAGGACAAAACUCAGGCACCCCCCCGCGCCACCCCCACCCGCGCAACCGCCACCCAACCUUCCCCCCUGCUCCGCCUUCUAAAUACACACACACACAUUCACUGACAGAUACGCAUUCACUAGCUAACAGAAACACACAGUCACUAACAGACACACACACUCACAGGCAAACACACACACUCACAGGCAAACACACACACUAACAGACAUCCACACUAACAGACAUCCACACUAACAGACAUCCACACUAACAGACAUCCACACUAACACUAACAUACAUACACUAACAUUAACAUACACACUAACACUAACAGACACACACACUAACAGACACAAACACUAACAUACACUAACAUACACACACUAACAGACAUCCACACACACACUAACAUACACACACUAACACUAACAUAAACACUAACAUACACACACUAACAGACACACUAACAUACACACACUAACAGACACACAAUAACAGACAUCCACACACACACUAACAUACACACACAUACAUACACACACUAACAUACACACUAACAGACUUCCACACACACACUAGUGUUUUUUUUUUUUCUUUAACCCCCCCCAGCCUCCUUACCUUUGGUAAUGCUGGGGGGGGUUUCUUCCUCUCCCUGGGGUCCAGUGGCUGCAGCGCUGGGUGGACGGGCGGCGAGGGAGCUCUUCCCCUGAGCGCUCUGCUCAGCUCCCUUGCGCGCCGCCAGCAGAGUGAGGCUGGGAGCCGGAAUAUGACGUCAUCUUCCGGCUCCCGGCCUCACUCUGCUGGCGGCGCGCGAGGGAGCUGAGCAGAGCGCUCAGGGGAAGAACUCCCUCGCCGGCCGCCCGCCCAGCGCUGCAGCCACUGCCGCCCAGCGCCCAGAAUGUCUGUUAGCCGUGAGGCUAACAAGACAUUUGCCCUGGGCAUUUGGGGGGCAGCGUUUUUUGCCGCCCCCUGAAAAAUGCUGCCCAAGGCAAAUGCCUUGUUUGCCUCGCGGCUAAUACGCCCCUGUGUGUAUGUAUAUAUAUAUAUAUAUAUAUAUACACGCAUUAUGUGUGUGUGUGCGCAUAUAUAUGUUGUGGCGGCCUCCCUGAUGAGAAGAAGGGGUUCGCCACCAGAGAUGUUCUUUUCCCCCUAGUGGGAGGGAUGCUAUAGAGCAGAGCAGGAACAGGAACAGCUCUUAAAACAGCUAGUGAUUAAGCACUCCAAGCAGAAGAAAGAGACUGUUAUAGGUUUUUCCCACAAACAUUAGACGAGGCUCUAUGCUGUGAGAUGACUGAGUUAAAUGGAGCCACAUGCAGCCUUUUAUGGCAAUCCCCAUGCAAGUGGCACUCCCCUCUGGACCUGAGAGUAGACUACAGUAAACACAAUUCUACAAUGGCAUUGGCUCUCAGGUCCAGGAUACUCCCAUACACAAACAAUGGAAUCCCUCCUUUGUGCUUGGGAGAUAAUUGAAUAAAGCAUUGUAGUCACAUAAUCCAAUUAUCCCCAAGCACAGAAAAAAAUAUACUUUUACACAGUAUCCUGAAAGUACUCCCAAAACUCAUGGAAACCCCGCAAAAGUGAUAUCCCCUAAUAGCCCCGAUCUGGGGGACCAACAUUUUCAAAGAUCACCCAGAUAGGUUCAGGGGUUUGGGAUUUCCAUGAAAGUCACAUUAUGACCAACCACACACGAGGCUCCUGCCCAAAAGAGUUCCAUGAAAUCAGUCUGUGCGGUCAGUCUAUUUCGGGAACACAUAAAAUAGUUAAAAUACCGAACGUAAUUGUUCGUAUGGAUACUUGGUUGAUGUAUCUGGUUCGAGAGUUUGUUUCUACAAAACGCCGCUCUUUUUACAUGAAUCUAGGCGAAUGUAGGAAGGCAUGGAAGUACCAGUGGUGUUCUGAUUAUAAUUCCAUGCACUCGACGACCACAGCUGUAUGUAUUCACAGCUAAUGGCCGCUGCCACGUGUUCGUAUGUUGAAUGACGACCACCUAGCCGAUCGCCUAUUAAGUUGCGGUUACAUGUAUAUCAGGGAGGUUAAUAGGCUGCACACUCCACUUGCGGGUGGUCCGACUGUUUAUUAGUUUGUUCGGUAGGGGACUAAAAUACAGAAUAAACGAAAGGGAAGGCAAUAUCCCGAACCCCCCCACCCGCCCCCCACACACAAACAUAUAUAUAUAUAUAUAUAUAUAUAUAUAUAUAUAUAUAUAUAUAUAUAUAUAAUAUAAAUUUGAAAAAAAUCAUUUAUAAAAAAAACCACAUAAAAAUGCUAAAUUUGGCCAGCAUUUCUGACUAAGUGGCUACUACAAAAGACUGGAAAUACCCCAUUUGAAAUCAUGGUAUUCCAUGAUGGGGUUAUUUCACAUUCCUGGGCUACCAUAUGGUCUCAAAAGGGAACACAAACCCAGCAAACCAAUCUGGCAAACUGAAUUGGGCAAGCCCUAUAUUGACCCUGUAACUUUCCAAAACACCAUAAAACCUGUACAUGGGGGGCUAUUGUUAUACUUGGGAGACUUCGCUGAACACAAAUAUGAGUGUUUAAAACAGUUAAAUGUAUCACAACAAUGAAAUCACCAGUAAAAGUGCAGUUUUUGUGUAAAAAAAAAAUGCAAAAAAACGAAUAUGAACGCUAACUUUGGCAAGCGUUUGUGGCUACUACAAAAGACUGGACAUACCCCAUUUUGAAUAGCGUGGUUGUCUACUUUUACAAAUUGUAUGCCAUGAUGGAGUUACAUUUCAUUCUUGGGCUGCUAUACGGUCUCAAAGGCAACACAGGGCCAGCAAACCAAUCUGGCAAAUUUCAAUGUGCAAACAUGGAAAAGAGGAAAAGUCCUACAUCUGACCCCUGUAAGUUUGCAAAAACCCAGAAAACAUGUACAUUGGGGGUACUGUUGUACUCAGGAGAUGUUUGCUUAACACAUAUUGUGGUGUUCUUUGUCAGUAACACUUAACAGGAACUGAGAAUCCAUGCCUAAAGUACAAUGUGAGAGAAAAAUAACAAAAAAAUGACUAUCCAAAAGUUUGGCAAAGACUAGUGGUAGAAUUAGUGCACCUAAAGUGUUAAAAUACCACCAUUUGAAAUACCCUAGGGUGUCUUCUUUUCAAAAAUGUAUAGUUUGAUGGGAGUAAAUUACAUUGGCCGGCUUCAAAAAUGUCCCAAAUAGGACAUGGGUGCAUGAUGACCAGCUGUGAAAAUUCCAAGUUGGAAAACUGGAAUGCACACCCUCCAAAUAAGGUAUUUUAGCCCCAAGGAACCCGACACACCUGUACAUAGGUGGUAUCACUGUACUCAGGAGAUGUUUCUGAACACAUAUUGGGGUGUUCUUUGGCAGUAACCCUUAAAGUUCACCAUACAUGUAUUCUUAAAUUGCUAUGUGUGUCAAAAAAAUCACCAAUUAUUAUUAUUUUGUUUAAUUUGUCAUAGAUUGGUGGUAAAAUGGUUGCAUGAAUAGAGUCAAAAUACCCCAAGUUUAAUACCGUGAAGGGUUAUUUAGGGAUUCCUGACAGAUAUCAGUGGUAACUUGCGUUAAUUUUGAAAAGAAAAAUGGUUUGGAAAUAGCAAAGUGCUACUUGUACUUAUAGCCCUAUAACUUGCAAAAAAAAGCUAAGAACAUGUUAACAUUGGGCAUUUCUAAACUCAGGACAAAAUUUAGAAACUAUUUAGCACGGGGGUUUUUUGGCGGUUGUAGAUGCGUAACAAAUUUUGGGGGUCAAAGUUAGAAAAACUGUGCUUUUUAAAUUUAUUUUUUUCAUCAUAUUUUAUAAUUUUUUUUAUAGUAAAUGAUAUGAUAUGAUGAAAAUAAUGGUAUCUUUAGAAAGACCAUUUAAUGGCGAGAAAAACGGUAUAUAAUAUGUGGGGGUUCAGUAAAUGAGUAAGAGGAAAAUUACAGCUAAACACAAACACCGCAGAAAUUUAAGAACAGCCUUGGUCCUUAGCGGUAAGAAAAUUGAAAAACGGUUUGGUCACUAAGGGUUUAACCAAUCACUGUAGGCCAUUGCUGCUCAGGAUAAUGCUACCUCAUUAUCCCAAGCAGCACAGAGGGGAUAGGCUGCUGAAGACUCUAGUUUACCAUUAAAAUAUAUAAACCAAGGGACUACAGAUAUUAUAACCAGUUUAUGAUUCCCCACAAUUCUCACUGUAGUGAAAGCCCUUUAAAUUUCCAUUGUAACGUUAAUAUUUCUUUUUUUAUGCAGAAAAACGCCAGACUCUGCCCCCUCCUCCUCCUGUGUCAGAUGGUAAGCUCAGCUCUCUCUGUUUCACCCUCUCAAAUAUGGUGGUCAGCCCAUACUAACCCGUAUUAGGUGGUCAGCCCAUCAUACCCUAUAUUGGGUGGUCAGUCCAUCCUACCCCGUAUCGGGUGGUCAGUCCAUCCUACCAUGUAUUGGGUGGUCAGUCCAUCCUACCCGUAUCGGGUGGUCAGUCCAUCCUACCCCAUAUCGGGUGGUGAGUUCAUCCUAACCCGUAUUGGGUGGUCAGCCCAUCAUACACCGUAUAGGUAGGUCAGCCUAUCCUACCGUGUAUCAGGUGGUCAGCCCAUCCUAACCCGUAUUGGGUGGUCAGACCAUCCUACACAUUAUAGGUAGGUCAGCCCAUCCUACCAUGUAUCAGGUGGUCAGCUCAUCCUAACCCGUAUUGGGUGGUCAGUUCAUUCUACCCCGUAUCUGGUGGUCAGCUCAUCCUAACCUGUAUUGGAUGGUCAGCCCAUCCUAUGCCCUAUAGGUUGGUCAGCCCAUCCUACCCUGUAUCAGGUGGUCAGCCCAUCCUAACCCAUAUCGGGUGGUCAGCACUUCCUACCCUAUAUUGGGUGGUUAGCCCAUUCUACCCUGUAUCGGGUGGUUAGCCCAUUCUACCCUGUAUCGGGUGGUCACCCCAUCCUAUCCAUGAUUGGGUGAUCAGCCCUUCCUAUCUGGAUUAGAUGGUAAGUCCACCUUUCCCUGUAUUAGAUGGUAUACCCACGUUCACCAGUAAUAGACCUUAAGCUCAUAUUUCCCUUUAUCAUAAAGGGAUAAAGAGGAUAAACAGUCUGUAAGCUGUAUAAGACAAUAGGGGAUAUUAAUCAAAGUGUCCUGGAAAGUUAAAUGUCAUCAUUAUCCAUCAUGCUUAUUAAAGUGAUCUGAAAGGUGACUCUUCACAUUAAAUGCAGCCAGUUUUCACAGAAAUUUCAAUUUCAGAAGAUUGUGAACGUUCUAGUGUUGGGGAAUUUCUGUCAGAAAAAGUUGUGAAAAUAUUCAUCAAUACAUUGUGUCAUCUUCAAAAAUUACGGUUCAGGUGCAAAAAACAAAAAUUGCAACACAUGAUAAAAAUCCAACAGAUUUAUUAAAAAUCCACAAAUGUGCCACAAAUUUGCUGAAAGUUAGAUGGAGAAUGAGCGUUGAUAAAUCGCCCCCCAUUAAGUCUGCCCUCCCCAGCACUUUACCUGUAUUUGUCUGACAGCUACAUUCUGUGUUCAAACAGAAAGGAGGAACACUCUGCCCCUGCCACCUCCACCGGGACAACUGCCAAAUGGUAAGACAUUAAAACGCCGUGUUUCUGGGAUGGGAGAUGGGCAGGGAUAGAGCACUCAUUACAAUAUAAUAAAAUAUAACACUCUUUCUAUAACACAUCAUACACUCUGGGAUUAAUGAGCAAUGGUUGCAGUGGUACAAUGUUUGCAUAAUGAACGGUUAGAGUGCAUUUUAUCUUUAGACAUGUAUUUAUUUCCUGAUAAAGUAACAUACAUGAGAUGAGAGAGAAAUGGACAUUGCUCAUUUAUAAAGCAUCAGCACUAAGGACAGGCCGGCUGCGUGUUUCGCCACAUACAGAUAUAAGAUGAGCAGCGGAUUAGAGAAUGUCACUUCUGGGCCAGAAUAACCCACCCCCUGCCUGGUACUAUGAAUAAAAGGAUGCAAGAUACCAGGAUUGCUCUACAAAUUAUACAAUAUGUCCAAAUGAUUUCAGGCCCACCCAGCCCGCAGCCACACAGCCCAUCUCUUGGCCUAAACAUGGCUGCUGUCAGCAUCUCGAACCCAGACAUUACAUCCUCCAGGUAUCGAGCCUUGCCCACUCCCAGCGACAAGGGCAAAAACAAGAAGGGCAAGAAAAAGUUCUCCAAGGCGGAUAUUGGAGCACCAAGCGGCUUCAAGUAAGGAACCAUGGGACUACUCUAAAUAGCAAUUAUUUGUAGCUCUGUUAAUAUCCAAGGAGCUUCAGCAUUGAGGUUCUGCAAACGUCAGGGGAGCUUCGGCAUUGGGGUUCUGCUACUGUCAGGGGAAUUAGGCAUUGGGGGUUCUGCUAAUAUCAAGGGAGCUUCGGCAUUGGGGUUCUGCUAGUAUCAAGGGAGCCUCGGCAUUGGGGUUCUGCUAAUAUCAAGGGAGCUUUGGCAUUGGGUGUUCUGCUAAUAUCAGGGGAGCUUCGGCAUUGGGUGUUCUGCUAAUAUCAGGGGAGCUUAGGCAUUCAGGUUCUGCUAAUGUCAGGGGAGCUUUGGCAUCGGGGUUCUGUUAAUGUCAGGGAAGCUUCGGCAUCGGGGGUUCUGCUAAUAUCAAGGGAGCUUCAGCAUUGGGCUUCUGCUAAUAUCAGGUGGCUUUUAUCAUAUCAGGGGGCAUUGGGGGAAGCUCUAGUAGUAAACUUCAAGUAAUAUGUGACUACCAGGCUGUGCACUGGGGAUCAGUAAGCUGAUAAGAUGUGGACUCAGGCAGGUAUGGUGGGCUUCUACCCUCUAUUCUGACAUGUUUUCUUCUUUCAUGCAGGCACGUCAGCCAUGUUGGUUGGGAUCCCAAUAACGGGUUUGAUGUAUGUAUAGACUCAGACUUCCUCACACCUUCUACUGUGAAUGAACGCACACUCACUCUCUAAGUGCACACUCAUUGUCUCCCAUUUAGAUGGACGCUUUGGACCCAGAGUUGCGCAAUCUGUUCAGUCGCGCAGGGAUCAGUGACGCUCAGCUGGCUGACGCAGAAACCUCUAAACUCAUCUAUGACUUCAUAGAGCAGCAGGGAGGGGUGGAGGCCGUGAAACAGGAAAUGAGGAAAAGUGGUAAGAAGUUACUGUCACAUCUCUGGAAAUUACAGUAAAUAAAACUUAGAAAAUCACCUGUAGCUUGUUUUAAAUAGUUUUAGCCUUUUAUGCCAAGUGAUGCUCCAUUUUAUUUUAAAAGGUGUGAUCACAAUCCACCUCAGUCCAGACAAUACUAACUAAUGUAUGAUGAGCAUUAUGAGGAUCAGAGCCAAGGAAAAGGGCCUUAAAAUAGGAACACAGUAUUAUUUAGGGAACAUGCUCAGAGUUAAAUGAUAGCACAGCGCCUUUUCUCUGUUUUACAUUUAGCAGGGGUAGAGUUUUGGGAGAAGGGCCUUCAUAUAUCAUUGAUUGACUUCUAUGUGAAUCUCUUAUUCCAGAACUUCCCCCACCACCUCCAUCCCGCAAUGCUCCCCUGCCUCCUCCACCAGGGCGGGUUAGAACAGGACCACUGCCACCACCCCCAUCUCGUGUCUCUUCUGUUCCACCACCACCUCCACCAUCACGAAGUACUCCACCACCACCACCACCUCCGGCGGUGCGUUCUGGAGCUCCACCUCCUCCACCACCACCACCACCACCACCUCCACCACCAGAGUGCCAAAUGGAUUACUCUGCUCCUCCUCCUCCGCCACCUCCAGAACUUUCAACAAAUCAGAGCCAGCAGCCCGCUGCACAGCCCCGAGGCCGAGGUGCCCUACUGGAUCAGAUUCGACAAGGGAUACAGCUUAAUAAGGUGAGGGUAGCAGAGAUGAUAAUAUGGUGACACAGAAGAAAUUAAAUAACCUUUCCUCUCAACUGCAUAGGUGACAGAAACAGCCGACGUCCCUGCUUCCCCUCAGCCGAGUUCAGAGGGUCUCGUUGGGGCUUUGAUGCACGUCAUGCAGAAGCGGAGCAAAGUCAUUCAUUCUUCAGGUAAAACAGAGCAAAGGGAACGCCAACAAGCCAGCAAUCCCCUAGACCUUGCUCCAGAUACCCUGGCACAUUAUGAGUUUAGUGCACUUUUCAAUUCACGAAGACAAAACAAAAUAUUUUUUAAAAACACAUGGCUCACUAAUUUAACCCCUUCACUACUGAGUACUUUUUAAAUUAAAAUAACACAUUUAUUUUAAAGCAAUGGAAGCAUAGCUUGCAUUUUUUUUUUCCUUAUUCGUUCAUCCGCUAUAAAAAAAAAAUUUGAAAUUUUUUUUUUUCGAUCGUAUACCGUGCCCUUUAUCAUGCAAUAUUUCACACGCCUGAUAUGUAACUAUACAAGAAAAAAUGCAAGUUUCUCAUGUCACAUACAAUAGGAGUAACCAAAUAAUACAUCAUUACAAAUGGACAAAAACCUCGCUUAGAGCUACUUGUAAGGAACCUAAAGGCAUCACUAGCAGCACAGCUUAAUAAAAUGGCAACAGAACGUAAAAAUAAUUUCUACUUGGAGCAUAAUGCCCACAUACAGUAAACACAGAUGAAGGGACACUAUAGUCAUCAGAACAGCUACAGCUUAUUGUAUUUGUUCUGGUGAUAAUAAUCAUUCCCUUCAGGCUUUUUGCAGUAAGCACUGUCUUUUCCGAGAAAAUGCAGUGUUUACAUUACAGCCUAGGAAUACCUCCACUGGCUACUCCUCAGGUGGCUGCUAGAGGUGCUUCCUGGGGCAGUGCUGCACAGUGUGACUGCCAUUCAGUGUCUCCACCCUCUGCAUGGAGACACUGAACUUUCCUCAUAGAGAUGCAUUGAUUCAAUGGAUCUCUAUGAGGAGAUUAUGAUUGGCCAGGGCUCUGUUUGGCUUGUCUCAGCCAAUCCUAUGGGAAAGCAUUGUGAUUGUUUCACAUAAUCACUUCUGAUGAUGUCAGCCAAGCAGGCUGAUUAGGGGCAGAGCCAGCAGCAGCAGACUACAAUAAAGGUACGAUUUUGCGAUAUUUAGAGGAGCUAAAUGGUGGUUUUAACACUUUAGGGUCAGAAAUAUGUUUGUGUUCCUGACCCUAUAGUGUGCCUUUAAAUUAAUAUACAGAGGCAUAUUUACUGCUAAUCGCACCAAUGACAAGCACUGACUUUGCACUCCUUGUCCAAACAUCUGACACACAUCUUUUAGAUAACCUUACCAUAAAAUCAGCUGUGAUGUGUGUGUAGCAUGCUGGCAGUAUGUAAUGUGUGUGUUUUGGUGGAUGUAUGUAAUGAGUGUGCGUGCUGGCCGUAUGUAAUGUGUGUGGUGCGUGCUGGCCGUAUGUAAUGUGUCUCUGCUGGCCAUAUGGAAUGUGUGUGGGGCGUGCUGGCCGUAUGAAAUGUGUGUGAGGCGUGCUGGCCGUAUGAAAUGUGUGUGGGGUGUGCUGGCCGUAUGGAAUGUGUCUGUGCUGGCCGUAUGGAAUGUGUGUGAGGCGUGCUGGCCGUAUGAAAUGUGUGUGGGGUGUGCUGGCCGUAUGGAAUGUGUCUGUGCUGGCCGUAUGGAAUGUGUGUGGUGCGUGCUGGCCAUAUGGAAUGAGUAUGUGUGGUGGCCGUAUGUAAUGUGUGUUGUGUGUGGUGGCCGUAUGUAAUGUGGGGUGAGCUGACUGUAUGUAUUUUUUGGUGGUUGUAUGUAAUGUGUGUGUGGGGUGAGCUGGUUGUAUGUGUGUAGUAUUUCUUCCAUAUUCAUUCGGUAGAUAUAACUACCGAACAGAGACCACCCCCUGGCUAGUUAAACUUCAAAUAAUGCUUCAAUUAAACACUCUAUCUGUGCGGGCAGCGUUCGUACUACCGAACGCCACGUGGCUGAGAAAACGGCGGCCAUCUUUUUUCAGGUGGACAAAGACAGUGGGACUUGGUCGUCGAGUGUCUGGAACUAAAAUCGGACACUCGACUUCCCGAACACCGGUCUCAACAAGCGAACGCUGGAUCUCUAUUCGGUACUUUUGUGCAUUCGAAUGAGGGGAACAAUCGCUUCUAAGAGCCAGGGGAAUUAUUUUUUUUCCACUUAACUGAAUAGACCGGCAAAACCACCCAAACUCCUGGAACUGUUUUGGGCAGCCACCUUGCGGUUAGCCGGUCACAAAGACUUCCACACUUUUUGAGAACCUCUGAACCGAUCUGGGUGAAAUUUGAAUAUGUUGGUCACCCAGAUCGGGGCUAGCAGGGGACAUAUUAUUUGUGGCGAUACCCCAUGUCUAAAGGGGUGUUCUGGAUAUUGGGGAAAAUUGUGAAUUUUCUCCCUGGAGAUAAUCAAGUUAUUACUUUAUCAGACUUGAUUAUCUCCAGAACUAGGGGAAGCAAAUGUAUGUUUGUGCUGGGUGUGUUUUACUGUUUUCCUGCAACUGAUUGGUUAUGCUGUGUCCCUCCCUGUGGGAUGUCCCCUUGCAUGGGGACUUGCAUAAAAGCCUGUGUGUGGUCAUUAAAAGCCAAUUCUGUUGUACCCUUUUUCUUGACUUCGGCUGAUGUUUGGGGAUUCGUAUGCUUUAUUAAGGGAAUUAUCUUGUAAAGCUAUUUGUAUUCGUAUGGAUUUCGUCUAUUCGAUCUACCGAACGGAGAGCUAUACUCACUGAUGCUCUGGCAGUUCGGGAGGAAACUACUGAAUGAGGAUUGGAUAUACUAGGUUUCCUUACAGUAUGUAAUAUGCGCUGGCUGUAUGUAAUGAGUGUGUGUGCUGGCCGUAUCUAAAGUUUGUGCGUGCGGCCUUAUGUAAAGCAUGUGGUACGUGGUGGCCGUAUGUAAUGUGUGUGUGUGCUGACUGUACGUAAUGUGUGUGUGGGGUGAGCUGGCUGUAUGUAAUAUGUGUGUUUUUGGUGGAUGUAUGUAAUGUGUGUGUGGGGUGAGCUGGCUGUAUUUAAUAUAUGCGCAGUUAGCUGACUGUAUCUAAGGUGUGUGUGGUGGCUAUGUGUGGUGUGCAAUGAGCUGAGUGUAUAUAAGGUGUGUGUGGUGGCUAUCUGUGGUGUGCAAUGAGCUGACUGUAUGUAAGGUGUGUGUGGUGGCUACGUGUGGUGUGCAGUUAGCUGACUGUAUGUAAGGUGUGUGUGUGUGGUGGCUGUGUAUGAUCAUGUUCUGUGUAGCCCCCUCCUACUUGGCUCUCUUCUCCAAACUCUUCAAUCGCUCGGUCUCUGUGACUCUGUCCUCUCGUGGUUUUCCUCCUAUGUGGCGGAACCAACCUCGCCACUGUGCACUGGAGGAGCCUGCCUGCUGCCUUUUGACUAUGGACCAGCAUUUAAAUACUUUAUUUUCCUAUGCAGAAAGGUCUAUUCAUGUAUUUCUGCCCUGGCGUUCUGUAGAUUCUCGGAUUUACUGAAUGAACUAAUUUAACCCAGAUAGCUAUGCCAUGGAGCCUAUUCAUGUAAUAAAAGACUUUGGCUCCAUGGCAAUUGAACUGUGUGUGGUCUGAUCGCCAUUCAGUAAUAAUGUGCGCUCAGACCUAAGCUAUCUGGGGAUAUGUUGCAUGUCUGUAUUUUAUGUAAUAAAUGUAACCUUGUAUAUUUUAUUGUAUUUUACUGUCUUUUUACUGCCAUGUGCUUAAUGGAGUUUUGCCUCUGUCCUUGGAGAUAAUUGGAUUACUUCUCAAUUAUCUCCAGGAUAGAAGACUCUGUGGAACUGGUGUUGGGCAGAAAAGCCAUGCUUCAUUUGGUCACAAAGGACUUCGAUCUAUCUUUUGAACCAAUUUGGAUGAUUUUGACAUAUAUUUGUAUUUGGAGUAUGCUGAUUGUAAGUUUUAUGUGAAUGUGAUGCAUACUUUUAAAGUUAUGAAUAAUGUGGAAAAACUGUAUUUCUCUGCCGGUGAUAAUUACAUUACCCAUUGUGUUAGGUAAUUGUAUCACAGGCAGAGGGGAGGAUUUUGUGUGGGAGUGUCUGAGUGUAUUGUACAUGUUUAUGGGUUGUUUUCCAAAACCCUGUGGGCAGUACUAUGUUUGUGGAUUGUGAAUAAAAGAGGCUGUAUGUGCCAGUACAGGCAGUUCUGCUUGACCUCAAAACUAAGUGUCGUCUCGUUAUUGGGGGAAUUGGAUUGUAUGCUGAUUGCCAGGAGUGUAAGCUGAUUGUAUGCUUUUCCUGUUCAGCUGUUUACAGCAUUCAUAUGCUUGAGAGCAUUCGUAUGCUUCUCCGGUUCGGUGGUUGUGGUGUCUGCUGCAGUGCUUGGUGUCCUCAGGAAGCGCUAGGAGCAUCCUUCAACGGAGGUACCCAGUCGGGGUGCCAGGUGAUCCGUUACAUCCUAUCUCUCCCAAUGCUCAUUCAGUGUCUCUUUUUCUAAUGAUACCUCCACCCUUCGUCCUGUCUCGGUUGGAGUCCCCUAAGGUUUUGUCCUUGGUCCCCUUCUAUUUUCUCUUUAUACUGUAUCUCUUGGCAAACUUAUCACCUUGUUUGGAUUCCACUACCACCUGUAUGCAGAUGACACCCAGAUAUAUCUCUCCUCCCAAGACCUCUCCCCUACUGUCCUGCAAUGUGUCACUGCUUGCCUUUCUUCCAUCUCUGACUGGAUGUCCUCCUGCUUUUUGAAACUCAAUCUCUCUAAAUCUGAGCUCCUUGUCUUUCCUCCUCCUAAUACUGAUCCUCCUCAUUUGCUCUCUGUUACAAGAACCCUACAAACUGUUGCAGAAGUACUUCUUUUUGUUUCCCAAUACCCUGUUCGGUAUUCAGACCGUGCGAAUACAUUCCCCGACCAGUUAUAACUAUUUAUUCGAGUAUAUAAACGACGGACCACACAGCCCUUGGCGUGUGCCUCUACUUAACCCCGGUCACCUUUGAAAGUACCGAACAGCUGACCACCCCCACGAGCGAAGCAUGCCGCUAAUUGAGCACCGGGAAGCUGCGGUCUGUGGUUAACCACAAGCAUAAUUGACUAUCUCCGGGUGGCCUCGUUUGUGUAAUAAUUCACCGAACUAAACUCACGAAAGACUCCCGAACGAGGCUCACCCUCAUCCUGGCGUGUGUUCCCAAUUAGAACGUUGAAUUUGCGGUUAACCGCAAGUUAAGUAACCCCUUUCAUGGCGGUCUCUGUUCGGUAAGACAACCAGCCUGUGAGCGAGAUUCGCGUAAUUGUUAAACGUUACUCGUUCCAGGGGUUUUAGGUCCAUGUCCCGCUUGCCAUCUAUCAACCUAAAAACAUGGCCGCCAUCUCGUGUUCGGGACAAAAGACACGAAUGGACUUUAUAACAAGGAACCUAGCCAUAUCAUUCGUGAGUUCUGAACGCUAUUCAUCCAUCGGCUGCGCUCAGAACUGGGCUAAAUAAUGAAAGGUAGAAUGGGAAAUAUGUCUGUUAAAGUAUUAAAGUUAUGUAAUUUUAUACAGGUUUAUGUGUUGUAAUAAAACAUGGGAUUUUAGGCGCUUGGAGAUAAUUACAUUGUCCCAACCGUUGGACUCAUUAUCUCCAAGCUGGGCGGUAACAAUUUCAAAGGAUACAUUGUAUUACUAUUGGUCAACUGCUCGUAUUGUCACUGUAUCCCAUCAGGUCCAGAGGGGGUUGUCCCUGGACCUUUGCAUAAAUAGUGAUGCCUGUGUGCCAUUAAAGCCAGUUUGUUUUACCCUCAACUCGCAGCCUCGAUUCGUGUUGUAGGGAACCGGGAAUCCUAGCUUUACUAUAGCUAGUGGGAUAUUCUACACUUAUAGGUUUCUACUGUUUGAAGCCGUGUUCGACUCCAACUUCGGGAACCAGGACAUCCAAGCGAUCCAACCUCCUGCUAGACCAGAGGCAAUCGUAACACUCUCCGUUCAAGUUAGUGGUACCCACAUCAGUCCAUCCUUGCAAAUGCGCUGUCUUGGCGUUUUACUUGGUUCUGGCCUCACAUUUGAGUCUCACAUCCAGUCUGUUACGAAGAUCUGUAGAUUCCACCUUAAAAACAUAGCCUGCAUCUACCCCUUUCUUACACAAGAUACUACUAAGGACCUUGUCCAUGCUCUUGUAAUCUCUUGCAUGGAUUAUUGUAACCACCUCCUAAUUGGUCUUCCCCAAAGCCAUAUUGCCCCACUACAGUCUCUAAUCAAUGCUGCCGCCAGACUGAUUUUCCUCUCCAGCUGGUCAUCUCACACCUCACCCCUCCGUCAUUCCUUAUAUUUGCUUCGUGUAUCCCAUAGGAGUCAAUUCAAAGUACUAAUCCAUACCUAUAAAGCAUUGAACAAUUCUAGCCACUACUACAUCUCUUCACUGAUUCAUAGGUGUGACCCUUCUUGGCUUCUACGCUCUGCCCAUGACUUUCUCCUGUCCGCUGCUUGCACACAUAUGGCCAGCUCACGCUUGCAGGACUUCUCGUGGGUUGCUCCCUUCUUAUGGAAUAACGUGACUACCACCAGACUCACCCCUACUCUUCAAUCUUUUAAGAAGUGCUUUAAAACCUCUCUUUUCAAGAAAGUUUAUGACAUCCCAGAGUACCCUCUACCUCACAUACCUGUCCCUUGCUCUCUCUUGAAGGGCAGCACUUUACUCUCUCCUCCGGCUCUGCUUCACUCCCACCCUUUUUGAUUGCUAUCUAAUGUCCUAUAUUGUUUUUUUAGACUGUAAGCUUGUUUGAGCAGGGCCCUCUUCAACCUAUCGCUCCUGUAAGUUUGUUGUAAUGGUCUUAUUUAUUAUUAAAUCUGCCCUUUUUAUAAAAUUGUAAAGCGCUAUGGAAUCUGUUGGUGCUAUAUAAAUGCCAAUAAUAAAAAUGUAUGGCAUGUCCAGCAUGGGUAAACUAUGCCAGGUGGUCUGGCCGUAGUCCUGAGUAACUGAUGCUCCAACCGGGGAGUGUGAAGUUUGCACCACUGGGGGAAGCAGACCUCAGUAAUCAUUCCUUCACAAUUUGGAAAGUCAAAGUAAAUGCUGGGAACAUCUCUGGUUCACUAAAGAGUGACGUAGCGCAAAGGAGCCAUUACUGAGGUCUGAACCCGCAGGAGGUGAAAACCUUACACUGCCAGCUCUGAUGUCCAACACCAAGGACGUCAUGCCACUUUCCAAUGGCAGGGCUAAAAUAGUAAAAUAAACUGUUGACCUGGCCACUGCUCAGUGGGACCCCCUUCAAGUGAUGCCCGGGGCACAUGCCAUACCCUAGGUACACCACUGAUUAUAUAUUACUAAAAUAAAUGAAAACUGCUAUUGCAAUCUUUAUCAAUCUCUGGCCUGCUAAUAAAAUGCUCAAUGGCAGAGUCAAUUUACUCCACCCUUUUCCUCACUGUGUGAAUAGUAUGACCCAAUGAAACUUCCUGUACGGUUUGAAAGCAGGAGGUGAGCUGGCAUUUUCAGCUUUACUUUCAUUACAUCAUUGACUAGUGGAAAAUCAUUGACUAGAGAAAUAUGUUCUUCUACAGGCUGGUAAUCAUAGCUAGAGUAUAAAUAAUGGCGAGUGAGGCUUUAUGGACUAGAUUUUAUACUGUGUAAUGAAUUAAAAUAAUGUUUAUACUCUGUUCUGGUAUUGAUGGGAUUAAUUACAUUUGAGCAAAAUUCAUAACCACACCACUCACUGGAUGUAGGUUUAUGUGAUGUCCUCGCUUAUCCAGUAAAAAUGCUUAUCCACAUCAUUCUAGAGUUUGUGGCAACUUAGUGCACAAUGUGCCCAGAAGCAGAGCAUUGAAUAGGGGAUCAGUGCACAAACACGACUUACCAAGAAUUGUAAACACAAACACCGCAGGCAAAAUGGGAGCACAGACAUUGCGAAAAUACAAAAAUACAUACCUAGAUAUACUUCAAUGUCUAUUGGUAAUAACUGGUAAAAUAAGAAAAAACCUCCCUCAGUAUAUAUUCUGAUAAGAAGCCCUGACAUUUUUCCCUAAGAUGCAGUUCCCAAUAAGAAAUAAAAUACGUUAAAGUUUGCGUUUUCCUUCCUUCAGAUGACGACGACGACGAUGGCGGUGAAGAUGAGGAUGAGGAUGAAUGGGAUGACUGAAUUCUUAGCGACACAACCUUCUGUAACCUCCUUCUUCCUGUCAAGAGCGUCAUUUGCCAUAAUGACCCCAUUAAUCUGUCGAGGUUUCAUUGUUCCUUGAAAUAAAACUUUUUUUUUUAGAAAUGCAAUGUAAUUAAUAAAUAUAUAUUUUAACUCGGUAGAGAAAUCAAAGAA